AUGAGUGAUGAGCUCGCAGACAUCCAGAGCGGCAUAGGCGACAGCGCCGUCGCCGACCAUGCGACAUACGAGGAAUAUCUGGACAGUCAAAUAAGCAGUACCGACUUAUACUUUCUCGAGGACAAAGAGCUAGCAAGACAACUAGUCGAGCUCGGUUACCGGGGCUCAGGCGAGCCACUGAAACGAGAGGAAUUCGAGGCCAAGAAACGAGCCGCCGAGAACUUCCGUCUGAACAAGCGCUUGGCCACGAAGGUGCUUGCAUCGUAUGCGAAAGACCUGUCCGGAUACCCGUUCUUGCAGGCACUGGCUGAGAGAGAGGAAUCAAAUCGGAGCGGAAAGCUCACGUCCAUAAUCUUCAUCCGCACCUACAACGCCAAAAACCAAGAAAUCAGCGGUUACAUCGACUACGCCCACCGUCUCAAAACCGAAAACUUCGAGCCCUACUUCCUCCGCACACGGGCCUUGAUGCCGCGCACAACAGACAUGAGCUUCUAUAACUGGGAGACGCAGACAUGCACCAGCAACGCAACCCCAAAUUUCCAGGUUAUUGCGGACAAUGAGAGCGGGAUACUGUUCAAAAAUAAGCGAGAUCGGAAGAUAAUUAAUGUCGAUCCGAAGGAACCGAAACCAGGGGAUAAUACAACCAGAACACAUAUUGUGACGGAUGAGCAUAUCCAGGUCGUCAUAUAUGACCAUCUUACCCGGCGGAAGACAUAG
Fimicolochytrium jonesii is the source of this 717-nucleotide messenger RNA. RefSeq lists its product as uncharacterized. NCBI's taxonomy places the organism in Eukaryota, Fungi, Chytridiomycota, Chytridiomycetes, Spizellomycetales, Powellomycetaceae. The transcript is spliced from 4 exons. The record is from RefSeq and is a predicted model, not a curated record. The coding region runs from base 1 to 717 and encodes 238 amino acids.